AUGGAUCAAAAUCUUGAGAACCUUUGGAGAGAUUUCGGUCGAGAAAGUGAAGCUGGAAAAUUGCUAUUCCAGCUUUACCGUAUUCCUAACAAGCCAAAUAUUUACUACCCUCCAGUGAAAACUGCAAAAAAGCCCUUACCCUGCGAAAUUUCAAAAUCAAAAACCAAAGAAAAACCUCAAAUUGAGUAUCCUGAAAUGAACAAGCCACAGUCAAGGCCAAAGAUCCACCCAAUUGAUUUGAUUCCAAAGCGAAAAAGUAAAGAUGUGAUUAAAGAAGAAAUAAAUCAAAAUUACCGUGGACUCCAAGCACCUCCGAAAAAAGGAGCAAACAGAGAAGUCCUUAAGUCAGAGCUUCAAGAAAAAUUUCAAUUUUCCAAUGGAGCUUUGCCAAAAUCAGUUAUGAUGCCCCCUGGUGGCAGCCGACCUGCAAAUCGAAACGUUGCCAGAGCUCCUAAAAAAGCUGAAGAGCCAGUCACUAAUAAUUUAGAAGAGCUAUUUGAUAUGAUUGUCAAAGAAAUUGAAGAAAGGCAGAAGUUUUUAGAUGAUAUGAGAACUAUUAAUCAGCUGCCUCCAGAAGUUGAAAAUAGAGUCAAAGGAGAAAUCGCGUCAAGGAUUUCAGAGCUGCAAAAGAUUAGAGAAAUGUCAGGCUAA
Messenger RNA from Blepharisma stoltei, 651 nucleotides. Lineage: Eukaryota; Ciliophora; Heterotrichea; Heterotrichida; Blepharismidae. The record is from the annotation of a GenBank genome assembly.